GCUACCGUCCUGUACGUUUUCACUCCAACCACAAUUGUAACUAACCUGAUUCAGCUUAUCAACCAGCUAAACAUUAUAAUCAGGUGCGCUAAAUGAGGGUUGGUGUGCAAACCUACAGAAUGGUAGCUCUCCAGGACCAGGGUCUGAGAGCCCUGAUUAUAUACUGCACCCAUUUAUUCUUGGAAAAUAUAACUUAGAAAUACCUCAUGAGCUUAGUUCAAUUGUCGUACCCAAUCAGAACCCAAAAUAUAAGUCCAGGAUUCAAUCAGAUCUGCAGUAACUUGCGUUAGCCGACAUAGCUUUUCAUUUAUUUUGUUUAGGCAGUGUCUGAGGUGCUACUGUGUUAGAGCUGUCAAAUCGGUGGGUGGCUGCUUUUGUGAUCAUUGUCACGAAAUCACACCUGUGCUUAUGUCCCACCCAUGUUAGAAGUUCAGAACAAAAAAAGUGUAAACCGUAUAGAAGUAAUGACACUCAAAUGUAAAAUCAUUAAACAAAACUAUAGGGAUUUAUAUCAGCCUAAUUGAGGUGAAGAUUACAUCACACAUUCCAGUGUUCAAACUUGUAACGAGUCUGCAUGGGAUUUCUACUGUGCAUCCCAGGGCAAUGUCCGGGGUUUGACAGCAGUUACACCUCAGGUUGCCAAUUUUAUUGAAUUUUGGCAUAAGGAUUCAACUGUCACUUCCUUUGACAACCCCUGGCGUUAUACCUAUCGUGGACAUUGCCAAUGGAUGCACCAAGUCACAUAAGUAGAAAUCCCAUUCAGCUGUGUUACAAGUUCCUACAUUGGAAUGUGUGAUGUAACUUACACCUCAUUUUUGCUGAUAUAAAUCCUUAUUAUUUGAAUAAUUUUCAAUUUGAGUGUAAUUACGCGUUUGUCAGUUAACGCGGGUUACGGCUGUAGUUUGUGAAUUCAUUUAAUUGAUUGAUUGAAUCACAUUCCUUUGAAAAAGCAAAACAAUUAUUCACUAUUAUGCUCCCUUUAAGAGUAGCUAAAUAUCCCUUACAUAUCCAUGUUUUCCGCCUGCAUUUUCUCUUUGUCUCUUACUGUCUGUCAUCGUAGGAGCCCCCAGGCCGAUCGGGAGAUGCCGGCAGCCAAGGCCCCACCACCACCUUUAACUCUGGCUUCCUGUUGGUGAUGCACAGCCAAUCAGACACAUUUAUUUCCUGUCCAGCAGACAUGACACAACUGUGGACUGGCUACAGUUUGCUGUACCUGGAUGGCCAACAGAAAGCCCACACACAGGACCUCGGCCGGGUCAUGUAUGCGUCUCUUCAGCCCCAUGCCUUUCUCCUACUGUAAAAUGGGCAUGUGUGACUACGUCAGCUGCAAUGACAAGUCCUACUGGCUAUCCACCACAGCGGCAGUGCCCAUGAUGCCUGUGGCCCAGGACAUCCAGCAGCACAUCAGCCGCUGCGUAGUGUGUGAGGCCCCCUCCCCUGCUGUGGCAGUUCAACAGCAACCCCUUCUGUCCCCCCAACUGGAGGAGUCUGUGGGUAGGAUACUCCUUCCUCAUGGACCUGAGCCCUUGGACCAUGCCUCAGGACUACCUGGCAUGAUGACUUCUUGUUGUCCCCAGUCCACCUGGCCGUGCUGCUGCUCCAGAUUCAACUGUUCUGCCUGUGGCUAUGGAACCCUGAUCUGUUCACUGUGAUUACUAUUAUUUGACCAUGCUGGUAAUUUAUGAACAUUUGAACAUCUUGGCCAUGUUCUGUUAUAAUCUCCACCCAGCACAGCCAGAAGAGGACUGGAACCCCACUUUGCCUGGUGCCUCUCUAGGUGUUGGCCUUUCUAGGGAGUUUUUCCUAGCCACUGUGCUUCUACACCUGCAUUGCUUGCUGUUUGGGGUUUUAGGCUGUGUUUCUGUACAGCACUUUGAUAUAUCAGCUGAUGUAAGAAGGGCUAUAUAAAUACAUUUGAUUUGAUCAUCUUCGUAAACAAUUUGGUAUGAUUUCUGUCAGCAUUCUUAAUCCUUAUAGGAGAAGCCUUUCAGUAAUAAUUCCUCUAAGCAACCAGUAGUCUUAAGUAUUAUAUGUGGACUGUUUCAAGGUUAAAUAAAUGCAUAUAAUU
Oncorhynchus kisutch (coho salmon) is the source of this 2068-nucleotide messenger RNA. Its product is annotated as collagen alpha-2(IV) chain-like. Lineage: Eukaryota; Metazoa; Chordata; Actinopteri; Salmoniformes; Salmonidae. The transcript has 3 exons. The record is from RefSeq and is a predicted model, not a curated record. Gene Ontology annotation, cellular component: collagen trimer. Bases 1218 to 1652 code for a protein of 144 amino acids. Gene Ontology annotation, molecular function: extracellular matrix structural constituent.